UGUGAAGUUUCAAUGUAGCUUUUUUCGUUUUCGUUCGCAGCUUUGUCUUAAACUUUGACUGACAUUUGUAUAUGAUAUAGUUGAUGCCAUUGGUAGUCGGUAUUUGAUUGUUGAUAGAGUUCAUUGACGUUUGUGGUUGGUAUGGUGAGGAGAGCAAAUGCUCUAACCGGAUUGGCUGAUGAAGGCCUCAUGGAUUCGUCUGCUGAAACGAGCAACGGGGACUCGAGUAAAGAACAACAUCGGUGGUUCGGCAGACUCAUACACCAGUCGUCCAUCUGACUCUGAUGUUUCUCUGGAGGAAGAUAAAGAGACCCAGCGCAGAGAAGCUGAGAGACAAGCUCUGGCCCAGAUCGAGAAAGCCAAGUCUAAACCAGUGGCAUUCGCAGUACGCACUAAUGUCAGCUACAGCGCCUCCCUUGAAGAUGACGCCCCUGUGCUUGGAAUGGCCGUUUCGUUUGAGGCCAAAGACUUUCUUCAUGUUAAAGAAAAAUUUAAUAACGACUGGUGGAUUGGUCGUUUAGUGAAAGAAGGGUGUGAUAUCGGGUUCAUCCCGAGUCCGGUGAAGCUGGAAAACACUCGCUUUCGUCAGGAGCACCGUACAAAACAAGGCAAAUUUUAUUCAAGUAAAUCAGGGGCAAAUUCUUUAUCUAGUUUAGGAGACGUGGUCACAAACUCACGGAAAUCAACUCCACCCUCCUCGGCUGUGGAUAUAGACGCGGCUGGUUUAGAUCCAGAGGAGAAUGACACUUCUCCCCAACAGCGUUCUCCUAAAGCCAGUCCAAACACAGUCAUAUCCCCUUUAGCCCGUGAGAAACGAAUUCCUUUCUUUAAGAAGACAGAGCAUGUUCCUCCGUAUGAUGUGGUGCCCUCUAUGAGACCCGUGGUGCUGGUGGGACCCUCCCUCAAGGGAUACGAGGUGACAGACAUGAUGCAGAAAGCUCUGUUUGACUUUCUGAAGCACCGGUUUGAGGGGAGGAUUUCCAUCACGCGUGUCACAGCUGAUAUUUCUCUGGCCAAGCGCUCAGUGUUGAACAACCCCAGUAAACACGCCAUCAUCGAGCGCUCAAAUGCACGCUCCAACUUAGCGGAGGUACAGAGUGAGAUCGAGAGAAUAUUUGAGCUGGCUCGGACAUUACAACUGGUUGUUCUAGACGCGGACACAAUAAACCAUCCGGCUCAACUGGGAAAGACCUCUUUAGCUCCUCUUAUUGUCUACGUCAAGAUCACAUCUCCAAAGGUUCUUCAGAGGUUAAUCAAGUCUAGAGGGAAGUCUCAGGCCAAACAUCUCAAUGUUCAGAUGGUGGCAGCAGACAAACUGGCACAGUGCCCAUCUGAGCUGUUUGACAUCAUUCUGGAUGAGAAUCAGUUAGAAGACGCCUGUGAGCACAUGGCUGAUUAUCUGGAAGCGUACUGGAAGUCCACUCAUCCUCCCAGUGUCAGUCAGACCACAGAGACGGACGCUCCCGCUGUCUGUCCUGAACCGCCGUCUAAUGCACAACUAAAGGCUGCAGGGGGUGAUCAGAAGACAGAGAGACCGGUGGGCGACCGGAGGGGAGUUCUUGAAGACCAUCAUCAUCAUCAUCAUCACCACCAAUCUCAGAGGCAAACAAGUUUAGAACAACCACCAGAUGACGAUAUGGACGAGAGGGAGACUAAAGCCAACAGAGAUCAACAACAGCUCCAAACACAUCACACACACCACCCAUCUUCAUCCACACGGACUGAACGCCACAAUCACCAUAACCAUCAGCACAACAGACAUCAUCACCACCACCACAAUCGGACAGCGCAGACACUUUCCCGACAAGAGACGCUGGAGAGCAGGGAGUCCACUUACAAUGAGCAUUCCCACGGACACUCGCAAACACACCGAACAGAAGAGGAAGAAGAGCAGAUGCUUCGACCAAACCAUCAUCAUCAUCAUCAUCAUCACCAUCAUCGUUGCAGAGAGAAAGAGAAGGAAUACGACUACAACGAGAGGAACAGCAGGCAAAGAGGACCACUGAGAUCUCAGCGAGAACAUCAGCACGAGAGACAGGACAGGAAACGAGGAGAAACCGAGUGGACGAGAGACCAUUACAUAGAGCAGUGACACAAACACACAUGAAUAAAACCCUGCCAUGCACACACUCUAAUGUGGACCUCCUCCACGGUCCUUGAUUUGCCUCAUAUCAACGUGUUUUUAAAGAACAAUAUGAUCGUUACAAGUCAAAGGUUUGGACACAUCUACUGAUGCUUUAUUAACUAUAAUUACUAUUUUGAUAGAGAUGGGAAUUGUAGUUUCAUUACGAGUUCUUUUAGUACUUUUGAGGAGGAAAUAUUUGGAAAUAAUGAAUGGAAUUAAUAUUGGAUUUGUGAUGUGACUACUUCAUGAAACCGACAGAUAUUUUAUUUCAAACUUGUCCCAAAAGAUCGGAGCGCAUAUAAAACUGGCCAAGUCACGUGAUUUCUGCAAACGAUGCGUCCAUCGAGCUGUUUCGAAACGUUUCAAAGCGUCGCCGGUUUGGAUGGAGCUAAAACAAUGAUUGAAGGAUUUAAAUCUGAUAUUUGUCCAUUUGAAUUCUUGACAUGCGGCACUUAAAACUGAACUUUUUUUGUGGUGAAUUUUCUACAUUUGUAUUUUUAAACAUCAUAUUUUUGGUUUAGAAUUUUUCUGAGGUGGAUUUAGCUGUAAAAAAUAAUAACAAUUUAUUGUACAAAUACAGGUUCAUAUUUAAAAAGUCAAAUCUCACAUUUAGACUGUACCGCCGCUCCCAAUAAGCAGAUUAUGCAGUCUGCGUAGGGCACUAACUCCCUAGAAGGGCACCAGAAAGUCCACCGGCUGCCCUUACCGUGCGUUCGGACCAGAGGCGGCGAGAGCGUCAAAAUUCGCUCUGGCUGUCC
Molecule: messenger RNA, 2883 nt
Organism: Xyrauchen texanus (razorback sucker)
Lineage: Eukaryota; Metazoa; Chordata; Actinopteri; Cypriniformes; Catostomidae
Gene: cacnb2a
Product: calcium channel, voltage-dependent, beta 2a
Exons: 13
Coding region: 179-2092 (637 amino acids)
Biological process (GO): chemical synaptic transmission; regulation of voltage-gated calcium channel activity; neuromuscular junction development
Cellular component (GO): voltage-gated calcium channel complex
Molecular function (GO): protein binding; high voltage-gated calcium channel activity
Source: RefSeq, a predicted model, not a curated record